GAGUUAUUUGAAAAGUGAUACAAAGGAAGCAACAAUUUAGUUAACAAAAAAGUUUCGAAGAACGAGAAAAAAAGAAAAAUAUUUGAAAUUAUAUCAAACGAAUAUGAAAGUAUUCGUAUUAUGCAUUGCUUUACUCGUGGUGAGUUGCAUAACAGCAUCGCCAUUAAGUGAAGAAGUAGAUGAAAAUUUCGAUAACAACGAGACAGUGUCAAACGAAAUGAAUGAAGGUGACGCUUUACCUUUAGAAAAUGAUAAUGAUAGGAAAGUGAGUGGAGAAGCAUCAGCUGUUGAAGAGAUAACUGACGACUACGACGAUAGUAAUGAGAGUGAGAAUGUGGAGAAACAAUUGACCCAAGACGAGAUGGAGAAAUUAUACGGAAUUCCAAUCCCCAUCUGUCUCCAAUAUACCGACAAUGUUCACCCGCUGCAUUUAAGCCAUUUAAGUGACUGUGGAAAAUUUUAUAAAUGUUCUAAUGGACGAGGGUUUUUGCUGGAUUGUCCAAUCGGUGAACAUUGGUCUGUCAAGCUUAAUCGUUGUGAUUAUCCUUAUUCAGCAAAUUGCAUCGCUGAUGGAGUCUACAGAUACAGAAUCAAGAAGGUUAAGCCUAUGCCAGCUCAAGCAACCUUUCAAAUACAAGAAGAAAAUUCCCCAACUGACGAUGAAAUCAUCCCAGAGUUUGAAAUUGACGCACGUUGCGAAGGAAGUGAUCCCUUCAAACCGUAUCAUUUCAAACACAAAAGCGACUGUAACAAGUUCUAUAAAUGUUAUAUGGGAAAAGCUUACGUCCUUAAAUGUCCAAAAUAUCAACAAUGGUCAGAAAGUAUGAGUCGAUGUGAACAUCCCUCAACUGCACGUUGCACAGUUGCCAGACCUGCCGCACUCCCAGCUGCUCAAUCAUUUGAAGUUAUAGGAGUUGGUAAUUUUGACGAGAAUUACUACGAUUACGGUGAAGAAGAAGAAGAAGCAGAUUUCAAAAUCAAAGAUGCAAGAUGUUUGUUGGAAAAUAAUGAUCGUUUUCAUCCAACUCAAUUUUCUCACCCGAAUGAUUGUGGGUCGUUCUAUAAAUGCAUAGAUGACACAGCUGUCAAAAUAAAUUGUCCUGCUGGUUUGCAUUAUAAUGUAGCAAGUGAAUCGUGCGAUUAUUCAUACAGAGCUCGUUGCACUUCAGGAAUUAGACCGGCAAAAGAAGUGAUGCAACAACCCAUGCCACAGUACAAUGGAAUGAUGCCAGACUUUGAAAUGUUGAAAGAACAUCCAGAGAUGGGAAGUUAUUUUGUGAUGAUGCAACAAUAUCCUGAAUUAAUGUCAUAUUACUAUGCAAUGCUGUUGCAGCAAUAUCCAGGAUUUAUGCAACAAUAUCCAGGACUCAUGCAGCAAUAUCCAGGAAUGAUGCAGCAAUAUCCAGGAAUGAUGCCACAAAUGCCAUCGGCUCCUAAUCUACCCGAUAGUCAGCCUAAACCUGACCCAGCACCAAAACCCCCUCAACCCAACAAUCAAAUGCCUCAACCUCAACCUUUUCCACAACCAGGUCCAGAAUUUCCAAAUUGGAUGCCAAUCCCAAAACCAAACGUUCCCCUUCCAAAUAUCCCAGACAAUUCUGACGAAAGUGAUGAUCAAGAAAAUUUUGUAUUUAAAAAUGGAAAAGUCAGCAAGAACUGUCCCGGCGAAGAAAGCCCUUUAGAGCCUGUUCAUUUGGGUCAUGAAAAUGAUUGUUCAAAAUUCUACAAAUGCUUUAAUGGUCGUGCUUUCAUUAUGAAUUGUCCAAGCGGUCAAGAAUGGAGUGAUUCACUGCAACGAUGUGACUUCCAUGAAUUUUCAAACUGCGAUCCACUCGAGUUGGUUAAGAAAAAGAUUCAAAUCUAACUUAAAAUCGAAUGGAAAAUAUUUUGCAAUUACAUAUAAGUAAAGUUUCCGUGAUAAUGAUUUAGAUUUUUUUAUGUCUUAAUUUAUAACGAGGAAAAUUUGACUAUUUAUCUACUUCAAUAAAGAAAUAAAAUUAAUUUACUGCACAA
Messenger RNA from Clunio marinus, 2013 nucleotides. The record is from the annotation of a GenBank genome assembly. NCBI's taxonomy places the organism in Eukaryota, Metazoa, Arthropoda, Insecta, Diptera, Chironomidae.